UUUUUGUCUCAGGCCAUCAGUCAUACCAGGCAUCUUCUACCUUCCCACGUGGCUCCAUCUCAACCAACCUCCGUUGAUAAAUAAACUGGAAAAUAACAGCAUAAACAAAAUCAAAUUCUCAUCUUCUUAGAUAUCAUCCCCUUCACUUACCUCUUCUCUCAUGUGCAAAUAUGACAGCAAGAGCAAUUUUACACAGCAUUUACAGCAGCUCCACCACAAAUCAAACCUCUGCAUCCGACCAAACAAGAAAUCUCAUAAAAAAAGAAUCUGUUUCUGCUUCUUCAGAUUCAAAGCUGAGGCAAAAACCCAACCUUAAGGCCUCCUCUGUUGCCCGGACACUCAACUCCUACGUGGAAAUUGGGCAGAUGGUAAAAGCUCUUACCUUGUUCCAAACUCUUAAGAAUCCUAAAAACUUCCACUGGAAUGUGAUGAUCAGAGGAUACACAAACAAUGGGCAAUAUGAAGAAGCCAUCAAUUUCUACUACCAAAUGCAAAAUGCAGGCAAUCUUGCAGACAACUUUACCUUCCCUUCUGUCAUCAAAUCCUGCACCAAGUCGCUAUCUUUGAGCCAAGGGUUGACGAUUCAUGGACAGAUAGUUAAGCUUGGACUCCCCUCAGAUAUUUAUAUCUGCAACUCUCUCAUUGCAAUGUAUUCAAAGCUGGGAUUGCUGGAAUCCGCGGAAAGAUUGUUUAUUGAGAUGCCUAUAAGAGAGACAGUUUCAUGGAAUGCAAUGAUGGAGGGUUAUGUAUCUAAUGGUGAAGGACUGAAAUCAUUGUCUUUGUUUAGAAAAUUGCAAGAGGAUUUUGGGGUGAAAUCUGAUGAGCUUGGAGUGCUGAGCGCCCUUGAAGCUUGUUGCUUGGAAAGUUUACCAAAGAAGGGGAAGGAGAUUCAUUGUCACAUAAUCCGGCAAUGCUUUGAACUGGAAAUCAAAGUUUUGACUACUCUUUUAGAUAUGUACUGCAAUUGUGGAGAAAUUGUUUAUGCUGAGAGAUUGUUCAGCUUGAUGCCUAAGGAAAAUGUUGUGGCUUGGAAUGUUAUGAUAAAUGGAUAUGUUCUCAGCAACCAACAUGAGAUGGCUUUUGCUUCAUUCAUGAAGAUGCAAGAGAGUGAUAUAGAACAGAAUGCCAUAACUAUGGUGAAUUUGCUCCCAUCUUUGACCCAACUGAGAACUUUAUCUCAUGGGAAAUCAGUUCAUGGCGCUGCUAUAAGGAGAGGAUUGCUUCCUCAUUUGUUUCUUGAGACUGCAUUGAAUGUUAUGUAUGCAAAAAAUGGGGAGCUGAGAUCUGCCAAGUUGUUGUUUGAUGAAAUGCCUGAAAAAAGCCUGGUGGCAUGGAAUGUCAUGAUAUCUGCUUAUGUGCAGAAUGAAAAAAAUUUGGAAGCCAUUGAUAUAUUCCUAAGAUUACUGAUGGAACAGCCAUUGUUGAAGCCUGAUGCAUUUACCAUCUCAAGCAUUGUACCGGCAUACUCUGAACUGACUUCGCUGCCACACGGGAAGCAGAUUCAUGGCUAUGUUUUCAAAUUGGGUUAUGAAUCCAACACUUUGAUACAGAAUUCCAUCAUAUAUAUGUAUGCAAGAUGUGGGGAUCUAAGGGACUCAAGAAAAGUGUUUGAUAAGAUGCUAUGUAGAGAUGUUGUGACAUGGAACACAAUUAUUCUUGCUUAUGCAUUUCAUGGGCUUGGCAAUAACGCAUUAGAUAUGUUUUCAGACAUGAAAAAACUUGGUUUUGAACCAAAUGAGAGCACAUUUUUAUCUGUGUUGUCAGCUUGCAGUGUGUGUGGCUUCAUAGAUAAAGGUUGGAUGUAUUUUGAUAUCAUGCAGAAGGAACAUAAAGUUAAUCCUCAGAUCGAGCACUACGGAUGCUUGGUUGAUCUUCUUGGCCGGUCUGGAGAUCUGGAGAAGGCUCUGCAAUUGAUAGAGACAAUGCCUGUGGUUCCAACUUCCAGAAUUUGGGGUUCUUUGUUAACUGCAAGCAGAUAUAACAAUAACAUCCAAGUAGCAGAAGUUGCAGCAAAAAGAAUUUUCGACAUAGACCAUGAUAACACUGGAUGUUAUGUCAUACUCUAUGGUUUGUAUGCUGGUGCUGGCAGGUGGGAGGAUGCAGAGAGAGUGAGAUCUCUCAUGAAGGAAAAUGGUCUGCAGAGGACAAGAGGAAUGAGCUUUGUCGAGCUAAACUGUAAGACAAGCAGUUUUGCUGCAGGAGAUAGGUCACAUAAUGAAAUUGAUACAAUUCAGCUAGUAUUAGAUAUACUGUCCAUGCAGAUAGGUGAAAAUGCUACUACUUUGGUUACCAGAUUUAACCCACAGGAUAUUGUGACAAUGAAAGCAAAUCUUCCAUGUAGGCAUAGUGUGAGGUUAGCAGUCAGUUUUGGCUUAAUUUCGUCGGCUUUGGGAACACCUGUUCUUGUUAAGAAGAAUAUCAGAAUUUGCAAUGAUUGUCAUAGUGCAAUAAAAAAGAUAUCCAGUUUUACAGGAAGAGAGAUAGUUGUUGGUGAUUCAAGCAUCUAUCACCAUUUCAACAAUGGCUUGUGUUGUUGUGGUGACUAUUGGUAAAUUAUCCUUUCAAGGGAGAUUAGAGACAUGUAGUCAUUUUGCUGACAACUCAUUAGGAAUGGAAGAAGAAAUUUACAGAACUUACAGAAGAGAAUCUGAUCCAUACAAAGCAUUCCAUCAUAAAAGGAGUUAAUAUUCGGUAUGAAGAUACUUCUUGAAUAUAAGAAUCUAUCCUGUUGAACUAAUGCAGCUAUUUCUAGCAUGGAUGCUGAGGAAAAGCAGAUUGGAGGAACAUAAACGAUAGUAAAACUUGUAUUACUCUGAUGGUGAUAAAUAUCAGAAAAUUGACCCAAAACAUAGCAAAAGGAUUGACAUUUCUAUAUUUCAAAAUCGAAAAGAAUAAUGUAAGUCAAUUAAAACAGGGUAAUCAAGGAGCACUCGAGCAUGGAUGCACAGUAUCAUGAUAAGAAUUUGUUAA
Dendrobium catenatum is the source of this 2970-nucleotide messenger RNA. Its product is annotated as pentatricopeptide repeat-containing protein At4g35130, chloroplastic. The coding region runs from base 171 to 2552 and encodes 793 amino acids. The record is from RefSeq and is a predicted model, not a curated record. The transcript has a single exon. Gene Ontology annotation, biological process: RNA modification. Lineage: Eukaryota; Viridiplantae; Streptophyta; Magnoliopsida; Asparagales; Orchidaceae. Gene Ontology annotation, molecular function: protein binding; zinc ion binding; RNA binding.